GUCUUAUCUAGAGGGGUAGGGAUCAAGCAUUAAAUAAUGUAUGCAUUCUUAAAAGUUAAAACAACUUAAAAAAAAUGCUUCAUUUAAGGUUCGGAGUGUUGCGAAAAUUUCCAGAUUUGACGACGUUCUCUUUUUCAUUUAUUACUAUUCCAAACAAAAAGCGAUAAUAAAUAAAAAAAAAAAGAAAAAAAAAACGAUUCAAAAAGCCAAUCCCGACUCUCCCUCUCCUUUCUAUCUCUGGAUCCCAAUCCCAUCAUAUUCUCAAUUUUCGAUCUUUAAUUCACCAGAUCGAACAAAAACAAAAGAAAAAGAAAUUCUCGGAUCUUUACUUUACCAAUCAAUAAUCGGAAAAAAGAAAUGGCAUCGGAACAGUUGAUGUCCGGUGGUGGUUCACGGUACUACCAAUUACAAUCGGAGCCCUUACCAUCGAUGAUGUCAUCAUUCCUCUCUUUCGCUCAAGGUGUCGCCCCUGAGUCAACUCGGAUUUUCGAUGAGUUACCUAAAGCUACCAUUGUCUCCGUCUCCAGACCCGACGCCGGCGAUAUCAGCCCCAUGCUUUUAUCUUACACCAUCGAAUUCCAAUACAAACAAUUUAAGUGGCGGUUAUUGAAGAAAGCUUCACACGUUUUUUACUUACACUUUGCUUUGAAGAAACGCUUGUUUAUUGAAGAAAUUCACGAGAAGCAAGAACAGGUUAAAGAAUGGCUUCAAAAUCUAGGAAUAGGAGACCAUACGCCAGUUGUGCAAGAUGAUGAUGAACCGGAUGAUGAUGCUGUUCCUUUACAUCAUGAUGAAAGUGCUAAAAACAGAGAUGUUCCAUCAAGUGCUGCUCUUCCAGUUAUUAGACCAGCCUUGGGAAGGCAGUCUUCGAUGUCGGACAGAGCAAAGGUUGCAAUGCAAGAAUAUCUGAACCACUUUCUUGGAAAUAUGGAUAUUGUUAACUCUCGUGAGGUUUGCAAGUUUUUGGAGGUUUCAAAGUUGUCAUUUUCACCAGAGUAUGGCCCUAAGCUGAAGGAAGAGUAUGUGAUGGUGAAGCAUCUACCAAAAAUUGCCAAGAAUGAUGACUCUGAUAGAUGCUGUGCAUGUUGUUGGUUCAAUUGCUGUAAUGAUAACUGGCAAAAGGUGUGGGCUGUGCUGAAACCUGGAUUCUUAGCCUUGCUGGGAGAUCCUUUUGAUUCCAAACCUUUAGAUAUAAUUGUUUUCAAUGUAUUACCAGCCUCGGAUGGUAAUGGUGAGGGCCGGGUAUCAUUAGCAGCAGAAGUAAAGGAACGUAAUCCUUUACGCCAUGCUUUUAAGGUCACAUGUGGAAUUCGGAGCAUAAAGUUAAGAACGAAGAGUAGUGCUAAAGUUAAAGAUUGGGUUGCAGCAAUUAAUGAUGCUGGGCUUAGACCUCCUGAGGGCUGGUGUCAUCCUCAUCGCUUUGGCUCUUUUGCUCCACCAAGGGGUUUGACAGAAGACGAUAGUCAGGCUCAAUGGUUCAUAGAUGGUAGGGCAGCUUUUGAUGCUAUAGCUUCAUCAAUUGAGGAUGCUAAAUCAGAGAUAUUUAUUUGUGGCUGGUGGCUUUGCCCAGAAUUGUAUCUACGCCGUCCUUUCAGUGAGCAGGCAUCCUCCAGGCUCGAUGUUUUGCUGGAAUCCAAAGCUAAGCAAGGGGUUCAGAUAUACAUCCUUCUCUACAAAGAACUUGCUCUUGCUUUGAAAAUCAACAGUGUCUAUAGCAAGAGAAAGCUUCUUAGCAUUCAUGAGAAUGUGAGGGUAUUGCGUUAUCCCGACCACUUCUCUACUGGUGUCUAUCUAUGGUCCCACCAUGAAAAGCUUGUAAUUGUUGAUUACCAAAUUUGUUUUAUUGGUGGACUUGAUUUAUGCUUUGGCCGCUAUGACACGUUUGAACACAAGGUGGGUGAUAAUCCUCCCCUAGUCUGGCCUGGAAAAGACUACUAUAACCCAAGGGAAUCUGAACCAAAUUCAUGGGAAGAUACAAUGAAAGAUGAGUUGGAUCGAGGAAAAUAUCCUCGAAUGCCUUGGCACGAUGUCCAUUGUGCACUCUGGGGACCACCUUGUCGUGAUGUAGCACGACAUUUUGUUCAGCGCUGGAACUAUGCUAAGAGAAAUAAAGCUCCAUAUGAGGAAGCAAUUCCACUACUUAUGCCUCAGCACCAUAUGGUGAUUCCACAUUAUAUGGGAAGAAGCAAAGAGAUUGAGUUUGAGAGCAAGAAUGUUGAGGGCAACAAUAAAGGCAUCAAAAGACAGGAUUCCUUUUCUUCUAUAUCAUCUUUACAAGAUAUUCCUCUACUUUUGCCUCAAGAGGCUGAGGAGUUGGAUAGCUGCGGUGGGUUUCCAAAAUCAAAUGAGUUGGAUGCUACUGCCAGUAAAAGUGUUACUUUUGCUUUUCGAAAGUCCAAAAUAGAACCAGCAGUUGCAGACACACCCAUGAAAGGCUUUGUUGAUGACCUUGACUCCUUGGAUCGUCAUAUGGAAAGAUCUUCAGAUGUAAAAAGAAAGCAUGCAAGCAAAAAUUCAGACCCAGAGUGGUGGGAAACACAGGAACGGGGUGAUCAAGUUGGUUUUCUAGAUGAAGCUGGACAGGUUGGUGCCCGAACUUCAUGUCAUUGUCAGAUUAUAAGGAGUGUCAGUCAGUGGUCUGCUGGAACCAGCCAAAUAGAAGAGAGCAUUCACUGUGCUUAUUGCACCCUCAUUGAGAAAGCAGAACACUUUGUUUAUAUAGAGAACCAAUUUUUUAUAUCAGGCCUCUCAGGGGAUGAAAUUAUUCGGAAUCGUGUGUUAGAAGCAUUAUACCAGCGUAUUAUGCGGGCUUACAAUGAUAAGAAGUGUUUCAGGGUUAUUAUUGUCAUACCCCUGCUUCCUGGUUUCCAGGGUGGUGUUGAUGAUGCUGGUGCAGCAUCUGUGAGAGCCAUAAUGCAUUGGCAGUAUCGAACCAUUAGCAGAGGACAGAAUUCAAUAUUGCAUAAUCUUUAUGAAGUUCUUGGUCCUAAAACUCAUGAUUACAUAUCUUUCUAUGGCCUUAGAGCGUAUGGAGAACUUUUUGAUCUUGGUCCUGUGGCUACCAGUCCAGUAUAUGUGCAUAGUAAAAUCAUGAUAAUUGAUGACUCUGCAGCCUUAAUUGGAUCUGCUAAUAUUAACGAUAGAAGUUUACUCGGCUCAAGAGAUUCAGAGAUUGGUGUGUUUAUUGAAGACAAAGAAUUUGUUGAUUCACGGAUGGGGGAAAAUCCAUGGAAGGCUGGAAAAUUUGCUUUGAGUCUUCGCCUCUCAUUGUGGUCUGAACAUCUUGGUCUUCGCAAAGGAGAGAUAAAUCGAAUAAUAGAUCCCAUUAGUGAUUCGAGUUAUAAAGAUAUAUGGGUUGCGACUGCAAAGAUGAAUACAACAAUCUACCAGGAUGUCUUUGCCUGUGUCCCAAGUGAUCUCAUACAUUCCCGGCUUGUCCUCCGACAAAGCAUCACUUUUUGGAAGGAAAGACUUGGUCACACUACAAUUGAUUUAGGAAUAGCCCCUGAGAAAUUAGAAUCAUACCACAAUGGAGAUAUCAAACAAACAGAUGCCAUGGAUAGAUUAAAGUCGGUACGAGGACAUCUUGUUUCUUUCCCAUUGGAUUUCAUGUGCAAAGAAGAUUUAAGACCUGUGUUUAAUGAGAGUGAAUAUUACGCAUCUCCUCAAGUUUUUCAUUGAGUGGGGAAAUUAUACAAAACCCCAUUUUUUUUUUUUGGCAUCGAUUGCAUACGAUUCCUCAUAUUUUUUCCCCUAACAAAUUUGCACAUAAAUUAGAGAGAGAAAAAAAACAAAAAAAUAAGCAAGCCUCGUUGAGGAAAUAUGCAUUUCAUCAUUCUUUGUAUAUUUAUCUUUGAUUUUUUCUCAACUAAUAAUAUUCUGUCAAUGUCUAUAA
Messenger RNA from Durio zibethinus, 3895 nucleotides. Lineage: Eukaryota; Viridiplantae; Streptophyta; Magnoliopsida; Malvales; Malvaceae. The record is from RefSeq and is a predicted model, not a curated record.